Haemonchus placei is the source of this 246-nucleotide messenger RNA. The record is from the annotation of a GenBank genome assembly. NCBI's taxonomy places the organism in Eukaryota, Metazoa, Nematoda, Chromadorea, Rhabditida, Trichostrongylidae.
AUGGACACGAUCACCAAGCGCUUCGAUCAAGUGGAACAAAACACGAAAGGAGCCGCAUCUGCUUCUUCAUUUGAGGAACAGUCAGCGAUUCAGCAAAACCAGUGGAGAGAGUUUCAGAUGCAAUCCAAGGAAGUACCAGCCACGAUAGAUGCCCUAAACAUCCUGCAACUUCAGGAAGACAUCAGCGAACUCAAGGCAAUUCUCAUGGACCUGAAUUUCCGGAAUGUGGUUGAGAAAGGCCCAUAA